CCAGCAGAAGGCGCAGCCAUGAAUCCGUUAUUCGGCCCCAACCUCUUCCUCCUGCAGCAGGAGCAGCAGGGCCUGGCCGCGCCGCUGGGGGACCCUCUGGGAGGCGACCAGUUCCCCGGGGGUGGGGACUUGGCCCCGGCGCCGCUCGCCCCGGCCAGCCCCACCGCCUACUCGCCGCCCGGACCGGGCCCGGCGCCCCCCGCAGCCAUGGCACUCCGCAACGACCUGGGCUCCAACAUCAACGUGCUCAAGACCCUGAACCUCCGGUUCCGCUGCUUCCUGGCCAAGGUGCACGAGCUGGAGCGCCGGAACCGGCUGCUGGAGAAGCAGCUGCAGCAGGCGCUGGAGGAGGGUAAGCAGGGCCGGCGGGGCCCGGCUCGCCGCGACCAGGCCGUGCAGACCGGCUUCGUCAGCCCCAUCCGGCCCCUGGGGCUGCCGCUGGGCGCCCGGCCGGCCGCCGUCUGCGCCCCGUCGGCUCGGGUGCCGGGGUCGCCCGCGCGCUCGCCCGCCGGCCCCCUCGCGCCCUCCGCGGCCUGCCACUCGUCGCCCUCCGCCGCCUGCUCCUCCGCGGCCCGCUUCAUGCCCGGCACCAUCUGGUCCUUCUCGCACGCCCGCCGGCUCGGGCCGGGACUGGAGCCCACUCUGGUGCAAGGGCCGGGCCUGUCUUGGGUGCACCCCGAUGGGGUGGGCGUCCAGAUCGACACCAUCACCCCCGAGAUCCGCGCUCUCUACAACGUGCUGGCCAAAGUGAAGCGGGAGCGGGACGAGUACAAGCGGAGGUGGGAAGAGGAGUACGUGGUGCGGACGCAGCUGCAAGAACGCGUGAAUGAACUGCAGGAGGAAGCUCAAGAGGCCGAGGCCUGCCAAGAAGAGCUGGCGAUGAAGGUGGAACAAUUGAAAGCUGAGCUUGUUGUCUUCAAGGGGCUCAUGAGCAAUAACCUGUCAGAGCUGGACACCAAGAUCCAGGAAAAGGCCAUGAAAGUAGACAUGGACAUCUGCCGCCGCAUCGACAUCACCGCCAAACUAUGCGACGUGGCCCAGCAGCGCAACUGUGAGGACGUGAUCCAGAUGUUCCAGGUCCCAUCCAUGGGGGGGCGGAAGCGGGAGCGCAAGGCUGCCGUCGAGGAGGACCCCUCCCUGUCGGAGAGUGACGGGGCCCGCCAGCCUGACGGCGACGAGGAGGACAGCGCGGCCCUGACCAUCAACGAGGAGAUGCAGCGCAUGCUGAACCAGCUGAGAGAGUAUGACUUUGAGGACGACUGUGACAGCCUGACUUGGGAGGAAACUGAGGAGACCCUGCUGCUUUGGGAGGACUUCUCAGGCUACGCCAUGGCAGCUGCAGAGGCCCAGGGAGAGGUACCCGUCCUCCCAGCUCAGGCCCCUGGGCUCUGCCUCUCCAGCUCGCAGGAAGACAGUUUAGAGAAGGUGAUUAAAGACACCGAGUCCCUGUUCAAAACCCGGGAGAAAGAAUAUCAGGAAACCAUUGACCAGAUAGAGCUGGAGCUGGCCACAGCCAAGAACGACAUGAACCGGCAUCUGCACGAGUACAUGGAGAUGUGCAGCAUGAAGCGAGGCCUGGACGUGCAGAUGGAGACCUGCCGCCGGCUCAUCACCCAGUCGGGAGACCGAAAGUCUCCUGCUUUCACUGCGGUCCCACUCAGCGACCCACCGCCACCAAGUGAGACUGAGGACUCCGACCGAGAUGUCUCAUCUGAUAGCUCCAUGAGAUAGGGCCUAUCUCCACCGGGCUCCGCGAGGCCUCACACUGCUGGGAACUCACAGAGGCCAAGGGUGGGGCUUUGCAGAGGGGACCGUCACUUGUACCACCCACGGCACCAAGCCUGGCCCCCAGGGCUGGGGCGCUCCUCCCUUGCACUUCUUCCCUCAGUCCUCAGCCUCUCCAGGGUUCUGGGGUGUCUGGAGCUAGGCUUGGCCCUGCCCUUCCUGGGCGACUCCCACCAGCUGGGGCUCUCCUGCCUUCAUGCGUGGGUGUCUGCUAUUUCCCCUCCUUUAAAAUGCUGCCAGAGCGAUCGUGGCGCCUUACCCGCUCCAUCGUGUAAGGAGUGUGACUGUGGGAGCUUCCGUCCGUCCCUGUGCUCUAGAACCAGCUCACUGUCUGAUCUGUGCUGGUGCUAACUGGCCCAGGCACUGGUAUGGGGAGGGAAUGCAGCUGGAGGUCCGCAAUGGCUCCCGUAGCACCUGCAGCUGAGAGGGCCUCCUUGGUACAGGUAGCUGUCCAUGACAGGCGCUCUGCCCUGCACUGUUGUCCACGUGCUCACGGCUGUCCGUCUGCCGACUGUGCAGUGUAUGUGGCUGUAGCCCUUCCCUCGAGGCGGUGCCAUGCAUUAAAGGGGCCCCAGUGCCAGGACUGGCUACAGGAUCCUGAAGGGAAGUGGAAGCUGUCGCUCGUCUCCCAGUCCCUGCUGAGUGACAGAGAAGGCAAAGCUGCUUGUGUGUGUGCACGUGGGUGCAUGCGUGCCUGUGUGCUCAGGGUCUCAGUUUCUUCAAGUAUCAGCUGAAAGUGUGCCUCCUCUGUGUCAAAGCCAUACACCGAGACCAGCAGGCUGACAGAUGUCCCUGACCUUGGAAAAGCUUGGAGACACUGGGGAGACACGAUCCAGAAUACCUCAGUGUAGGAGGCUGUGCUGAGCUGACAUUUGGAUUCUUUAAUAAUAAUGAAACU
Molecule: messenger RNA, 2683 nt
Organism: Cynocephalus volans (Philippine flying lemur)
Lineage: Eukaryota; Metazoa; Chordata; Mammalia; Dermoptera; Cynocephalidae
Gene: IFFO1
Product: intermediate filament family orphan 1
Exons: 9
Coding region: 19-1731 (570 amino acids)
Source: RefSeq, a predicted model, not a curated record